AUGGAUCGAAGUUGGAUAAGGACCUCAAAGCCUGGUGACCAAAUAUACACGGAUGGAGUGAAUUUUAUUAUUAAUUUUGCUGUGAAAAAUGGUAGAGGUAGGGAAAAGUUACCUUGUCCUUGUUUUAAGUGCCAUAAUCUCGUGCACAUGAGAGUUGACGAAAUACUUAAUCAUUUAAGUAAGUGGGCCUUUGAUAAAACAUAUACCAAUUGGAUUUUCCAUGGAGAAGCCAAGGACAGAACUUCAAUGGGUACUGUUAUGGGUGGUGCUGGUUCAAGUCGUCAAGAUCAAACAACUUAUGAGGGUGAUCGAUUUGAAGACAUGUUGCGUGUGGUUGAGGAUACUUUCAUUGAAAAUCCUGAAGCACUUCAGUCGUUGUUAAAUGAUAAUGAAACUCCCUUGUAUCCUGGUUGCACCGAAUACACUAAAUUGGGGGGUAUAAUGGAUUUAUUCAAUGUGAAGGCAAGUUAUGGUGUGACUGAUGCAGGGUUUAGCUCGUUUCUUUAUUUGUUGCAACGCAUGUUUCCAGCUAAAAAUGUUCUUCCUGGAAGUACUUAUGAGGCGAAAAAGCUACUGUCCGCAAUGAGCUUGCCUUACGAGAAAAUUCAUGCUUGCCCUAACGAUUGUGUUUUAUAUUAUAAGGAACGAGAAUUACUAGAAAGUUGCCCUGUGUGUAAUGCUUCGCGAUACAAGAACAAGAAAAAGAAAGGUGUGCCGGCUAAGGUACUAUUUUAUUUCCCGAUAAUAUCAAGGUUCAAACGAAUGUAUGCGAACCCGGGGGAUGCUGAAAAAUUGACAUGGCAUGCAAAUGGUCGUAUAAAGGAUGGGCUUCUUAGGCAUCCAGCUGACUCCCCGCAGUGGUCAUUCAUUGAUGAUAAGUUUCCUGAGUUCGGUAAAGAAGAACGUAAUUUGCGCCUUGCAUUGUCUACUGAUGGCAUGAACCCAUUUGGCUCUCUUAGUAGCACCUACAGUACUUGGCCGGUAAUUCUGGUCACUUACAACUUAUCUUCGUCCUUGUGCAUGAAGAGAAAGUACAUGAUGUUGACGAUGUUAAUUUCUGGGCCAAAACAACCUGGAAAUGACAUUGACGUGUACUUGGAACCUCUUAUUGAUGAUUUGAAGAUUUUAUGGGAUAAGGGUGUAGAGGUUUACGAUGCUCAUCGCAAAGAAAAUUUCAAUUUGAAAGCAAUGUUGUUCACCACUAUCCAAGAUUAUCCAGCAUACGGCAAUCUUUCGGGGUAUACAGUGAAAGGAGGGGCGGAAUGUCCCUUGCGUGAAAAUGGUUUCAAGGGGAAAUGGUUAUCGGGGUCUGGAAAAAUGGCUUUUUAUGAUCAUCGAUGUUUUUUGCAUAGUGAUCAUAAUUAUCGUAUGCUAAAGAAAGCCUUCAAUGGGAAACAAAACUUUGAAAGUCGUCCUAAGAUCCGCACUAGUGAGGAGGUAUUUGAGGAGGUAAAGGAUAUACAACUUACAUUUAGGAAAAAAAAGCAACUCAAAGCUUCCUAA
Messenger RNA from Spinacia oleracea (spinach), 1503 nucleotides. RefSeq lists its product as uncharacterized. The transcript has a single exon. The coding region runs from base 1 to 1503 and encodes 500 amino acids. The record is from RefSeq and is a predicted model, not a curated record. Lineage: Eukaryota; Viridiplantae; Streptophyta; Magnoliopsida; Caryophyllales; Amaranthaceae.